GGCGCCCAGAUUAGGCCAAUGGGAACUUGUUGCAGUUACUGAAACUUGUGAUUGGUGACGAAUGGAGGAAGCGGCACUUUUAGAGCAUCCGACUAAAACUGACAUUCCAGAAGCCGAUAUCGAAAGGCUACUGGCGACGAAUUGCUUUUGGUUUGUUCCGGAAUAAUAUGAGUUGACACGAAUAUCGGUUUUUAGUGGCCGUCAUGCGCACAAAGUGUUUCCGGGUCAUCGUGUGGCGGCUCAAACAAAUGGUUGCUGGAGUGUUAUGAAAUUAUCAAAUUUUGUCUUGGUCUGUGCAUCAUCUAAAAGUAAUCGCUAUUUUACAUUAAUGUGAAAUGAUCAGAGAAGGAGCUGCUGAAUAGUGACAGCUUGACAUGGUUGUCAUGGCUCAUGCUGUUUGUCACAGGAUGGAGUCCAUCCCUCGCAGCUGCCCUCCUGGACGCGGUGACAGGGACUACGAACCUGUUUCUGAAUAUAAACCUCAAACCUAUUCAAAAGAAUUACACACUAUGUUUGCAUGUAAUGAAGACUUUCUUGCCGAUUUCAUACCACUUGUUUCUGCGCCCAUACCAUCUGUAAAGCCAGCAGCACUGUUUAGGUCUCAGACUGAUCCUACCCUGUGUAUCACUCCAGAUAAGUCAUGUCAGGGUGUAACUUCAGGAAAACAGAACUUGCCCUCUGAGGGAACAACUUUCUACCAAGCUCUUCCCAGCCCUGAUCCACGUCUGAGUCUUACACCCCAGUCCAUUACAACAACAUCAAGACUUAGACAUGGUGCAAAACAAUUGGAUACUGGUGUGGUUCCUGCUGUACCUACAGUGUUGGUGCCCGAUCCGCUUCUGACUGUGACACCAGAACAUAAAUUAUCUGGCAGUUCUAAAGCCAAAAGUAGUUUGAGGACUGAAAGAAAUGACCCAGAGGCAAAAUAUAAACUGAAAUACAAAGUAAGAUUUGAUCUAAAUGCUGCUGACAGUAAUGCAAAUGAUAAAAGCUUUGGACAAGAUGUCGUAACAGAUAAUGAAACAAGUUUUGGAAAGACUAUAAGCAAAGUAUACAAGCCUGAUUUAUAUUUUGAAGAGGACAAACCAGAUGAAGAUUUUCAUGAACCAUUAUCACAACAAAGAACUAGCCAGUAUAUGACAUGUCCCUCAUCAGAUACAACUCGUACUCAUAGAGCAGUAAACAUGAAUUCUGAUGUAAAUGCUGGCAAAGAUCCCAAGUUGAAAAAUGAAUCUGAGGGAAUUAGGAAGCCUGAUAAAAGUGCCUUUGAAGGCUGUGAAAGACCAGACUUCAUCAUUUCCAGCUCUAAUAAAGGUCCAUCAAAAAGGAAGGUUGUUGUCACACGGGAACUACAGGAGCAUCCUAUUGUCACAGAGUAUCAAUACCCCUUUGAUGCAGAGGACAGAGAAUCAGAUGUGGAACAUGUGUUUUCACGUCCUGAAUAUAAUAACUCAUUGAAAGUGUAUAAUGAAAUGAGGAAAGUUGAUGGGAUGGUCCCUGAUGUGGCAUCUGCUGUCCAAGAACACCUGAAUGAGGAAAAGUGGACCGAAAUCAGUGAGAAGGCAUCUUCCAAGGUGAACCUGUGUUUCAAAUCCAGUCAGUUUAAUGGUCUUGUUGGCUUACAAGCAUCUGCUGAAGACUUACAACGAAAAACCGAAAGGGAGAUAACUCUGAAGGGAAAAACUGUCAUGCAUCAAAGUCGUAAGCCCUCAAAUCAGCAUGAGCCGGAUUUGCUGGAAUUCCUGUGCCAUGAUCUUCAGAAGGAGGCUCCUGACCUGAAGCUGCUGGGGAUGACAUCCCCAUCAGAACAUUUGUCCACUGCACCACCCCUGCUGGCCUUUGACCUCUACCGACACAACAGAGCAUGGGAGGGCAGCUUAUAGCCAAUUUAAAAGCUUGCCGAAACUUAGUUGCCUCUAAUAUGAUUGGAUUUGCUAACGAUACUAGAAUUAAUAUAUAUUGACUAUGUGCAAGUAAUAUAUUCAUUUGUAACAAGUCAUGAGGAAGUAAUGGUCUUGCAAGUACUGGUCAGGUACAUAAUAUUUUCAUUGCCAGUAAACUUACAAAAAACGUGCAUGAUUUUCCUUCAUUACCUUUCAGUCAAAUUACUUGGCUAUUGUGGAAACUGAAGGUGGAAAUAAACACCUCACAUCGCUUUUCAGUCUCACACCACUUCCUGCUCUCUUUAUGUGUGCAGUGAUGAAAAGCAGGUCUAGCUCUCCAGAGUGUUAAUAGUAGAAUGUCAAACAUUUACAGGGUUAUUGCUAAAUGUGUAUGUUCUCACUGUUUAGGCUGGCAGACCUACUUGGUUGAUUGCUGUUCCCAGUGUGAGUAUUCAGGACUUUACAAGCUGAAUAGACUUGUGUGCCAUGAGAAAAAUGUAAGGUGCCUACAGGAACAUUCAGCUUAGAAAUGUCCUGUAUACAUGUAACAGUUCAUCAUUGGGGCAUGAACUAUUUGUCUCACAAGAAGGCCCAUCUUGACACCUCCAUCAGACUCUGUGUAUGGUGACUGUUAUUGUGGACAGGUUGUCAGGUAUCUGUGUCUGACUAACUUGUGUGGUUAGAGAGAGUUUUCUAUUCAUUUUACAACUCCAUGGCAAAUGUUGCCACAAUUCAAGGAAACAUGGGUCAGUAAUGGCCAAAAUUACUGAAAAAAACCUGUGCAGCAGGGACAUUAAAACUAGAUCAAAAGUCUUGAAGGAAUAUAGAAACAACAAGGCUUGAGGUUUUAGGGAAGCAGGUUUAUGUGGGUGAUUUAUUGUCUGAGCAGUGCAUCUGUGUACAUUCUGGGUCACACAAAUGACUGUGACAUGUUUCUACACAGGGGUUAUUUAUAUUGUACAUACAAACCACAGAACACAAAUCAAGGAAAAGGAUUGUCAGAAGUCCUUAACUUUCAUACACAUGUUGGAGUUGCUAUUUCAUUUAUGACAGUUUCAGCAAUAAAACUGAAUCCAAUUCGCACAAAA
Haliotis rubra (blacklip abalone) is the source of this 2971-nucleotide messenger RNA. RefSeq lists its product as uncharacterized. Lineage: Eukaryota; Metazoa; Mollusca; Gastropoda; Lepetellida; Haliotidae. Bases 375 to 1883 code for a protein of 502 amino acids. Gene Ontology annotation, biological process: negative regulation of phosphatase activity. The record is from RefSeq and is a predicted model, not a curated record. Gene Ontology annotation, molecular function: phosphatase binding. The transcript has 4 exons.